UUUCUCUCUGUGCUUAGUGUUGAUAUUCACUUGCCUCAGUGAAGAGGUCUGGUGGCCACGGACGGGGGAAUUUCAAUUCUCUAACACUCGACUGACAGACUGUCCGCUGAUGCUGCAAUUGAAAAUGCAGUGCUGAUGGUGUUGAUUGUUUCCGCCGCCACGAUUGGCCGCGAUCGCUAUAAGAAGGUCGUCGUGUGUGAUUGUUAUUCUCUGACAGUCGGCGUUGCAGUUACUGAAAUGAUACUAGGCCUAGUGAAGUACUCGGGAUUUUAGGCUGGACUCAUUUUCUAUUCAGGAAGGUGUUUGCGUGUUUGAAAUAUCUCUUAACGACGAGUUGAUUAUGAUGUGAUUUGUCAGUGUUUAAAUAUAAAAUAUAUGUUUUUUUUCCCGGACGGGAUGAUGUUUGAAGUGCAAAUUCUUAAAUCCCGGUGUUGCGAUGUUUUGGAAAUGUUACUUUCAAUAGAAGAUGUUUUUUGUAGAAGUUACAUCAUCAUCGGUCGUUGAAUGAUGAUGCCUUGGGCGGACAGGUAGCCAUGGCGGUGGGUAGUGGAGAGUGGGCGGCCUUUCCUAAUCCUCCCAGCACACUCGGGUUCUCCUCUCCCUCCUGUAACGCACCAGGUUCAUCGUCAUCUUCAUCGCCUUCGUCACCGCCGCCGUCAUCAUCAUCAUCAUCAUCAUCUUCAGCGUCGUCAUCGUCUUCUUGGUUGUCGUCACCUCAUCAGCCCAAUGGGAGAAGGAGGGUCGCGAGACGACCCGUGGCCACAGGGAGGCUGCUGGUGUUGCCCUGGGUGGCCCUCUUGCUCUUCUGGUCCAGCACUUGUCUGCAGCAGGCGGAGUGCCGAAAGUGCAUCAUGCUCUCGAGCAGAAACCUCACGGAUCCGCCAGCAAAAUACGUUUACGACAAGGCACUACAGAGGCAGCUGGCGUUGACGUUAGACUCGUCCCAAAGACUCUCUCACAGGAUAAGCACAGCUGUUGUCAAGAUCCUCCUUGAGGAGGGUCUUGGUUACCAAAAUGUAACCAUUAAUAAUUAUGUGGAGGAGACAUUUGAUUAUAAGGAAGCCCUCAAUAGACUCCGCGUGCUGUGGAUGAAUGGCAACCGCACAUACAGCAAUGUCCCCACCGCCAUGAUCAACGUGGAAGUGUGGCUCCCACCGAGCUCUAUGGGAGAAGACAUUGCUGCCAAAGUGGACUGUGGUUCUCAUGCAUCUGGCAGCAGGUUUGGAUGGUACGUCACCAACAGCAGCCAUAUUGGAGCCCCUGAAGUCAUAACUGACCACUGGCGAUCGUUUAAGAUGCCCCACGUGACAGAAAUAUUUUCUCUAACUGAAGGGGAAGACAAGGACCUCCGAGAGAAGUACACCAGAGAUCGGGAUGGACAGUACUACUGUGAUAAAUCAUACUGCAAUGAGGGCAUAUUUACCCCAGAACUGUGCGAAGAAGACGAUCGCUGUGCCAUGUUAUUUGUCGGCAACCACAAUUUCUACUCAGAAUUUUUGGUAGACCAAGUGACCGUGGAGAAGAUGUACGUGCGCAUAGCCUGGAUUGGCCCCAACUUCAAUCCCGAGUUCUUUUGUCAUUUUCGGAAUAACAAGCCGAGCGUCUUCUUCGACUGGUAUCCCAAUUCUCUGUCGAACAUGAAUGAGUAUAUGCCCGUCUCGUUUCCCCCAUGCAACAGCUACCAGGGCAACGACGAUUCAUACUUCUGUAACUACGAAUUGCAUUCCAUGAAGAAGCUCAUUUGGGAUAAGCUGCCUGAAUCUGCUAAAGUAGCUGUAGAAGCAGUCAAACGUUUCUUUCUGCGGGAAGAAGACUACCGCGACCUCCUCCACCGAUACAACAUGAAAACUUCGCAGUGUCCGAAUCCGUCUCCAAGUUCUCUAAUUGACUCGGAUAAAGUCAUCCAAGAUAUUGCUUGUGACUGGCUGAGAGAGGCCAGGCACCACGGAUUGGAAGUAUGGAACGACUGGCUUCCUCACAAUUACGCUGCCAAAACAAAGUUGUGGAUCGCCGGCAUCUUCCCCAUGAGUAGCGGAGCUGACACAACUUUUUACAGCCACACACUUUAUAAUGCUGCACAAAUGGCCAUUACGAGGGUGAACACUAACGGGACCAUCCUACCAGAGUAUGAGAUCCAGCUGAUGAUUCAAGAUGGCCGUUGCAAGAGCGAGGAGGUACUGGCAGCUUUCAUUCGAUAUGUGAGGAAGGGUUCCAGUGACCCCAACCUUCCCCCUUUCGAGCAGAUGAUUGGAGUUUUAGGCCCAGCCUGUUCAGACACGGUAGAGCCAUUAGCGGGUGUCGCCAAGCAUUUUAAUACGGUGGUCUUGUCGUACAGUGCGGAAGGUGCCAUCUUCAAUGAGCAUGAAAACUAUCCAUCUUUUUUCCGAACUAUUCCGGAAAAUAAGAUGUAUGGAGCGGUGUACCUCGAACUCUUUAAAUUAUUUGAGUGGCACCAAGUUGCAUCCUUGGCGGAGGACUGUAACAAGUACAGUGAGUACCUGACACUCUUGCACAACAUGUUACCUAAAGACAUCAACCUGGAAAACUUCAGGUUUCCCAAAGUGUCCACCCGAAAUAUGACUGAUCAUCUGCUGAAGCUGAAGGAAAGGACGCAUCGUAUUAUUAUUGGAGACUUUUAUGCUAGCACUGCCAAAGAAGUGUUAUGUGAAGCCUACCACCAAAAUAUGACUGCUAAACACAAUUAUGUAUGGUUUUUACCAAGAUGGUUUGCUACGAACUGGUAUGAAAUUGAUGAAAAUGAUAAGAUACCAUGCAACAGGACCAUGAUGCUAGAGGCUGUAGACCGUCACAUGUCCUUAGGCUAUGCCUACUACGCACCGAUGAACUACACGUUCCAUGAAGGCAUUACUGUAGGAGACUGGCAUGAGUUAUACACAAAAGAAUAUGGAAGACAGAAUGACACGCAUGGUCCAGCUGAUUAUGCUGGUUACACCUAUGAUGCCGUUUGGACUUAUGCCUUUGCUCUUGAUAAACUCUUGAAAGAGGAUAGGACUCAUGUGGCCAACCUUCACAGUCAGAAAACAAACAAGCGUUUUGUAGAGUUGAUAGGUGACACUAAUUUUGAUGGAGUUUCUGGAAACAUACAAUUCAAAUCUGGACCAUCAAGACAAAGUGUCAUCAACAUAAUGCAGUAUGUUGUCAGUGGCAACAGUGGAACAUAUGUUACAGUAGGGCAGUUUUUCCCAGCUGGCAAUGGUUCUACCACUGGACGGCUUUCUUUAGUCAAGACUGAAACUAGAUUCUUCCAUGGUGUUCCCUCAGAUGGCAUUAUUCCAGAUACUUGUCUUUUUCAAACCUUCAGUGACCUCCUUGAUGUUUCAUGUGACAUGGCUAUUGUAAUAGUUAUGGUCUUGAUUUUCUCUGUAUUUGCUAUAGUUGUGCUUGCUCUCUUCAUUGUAUAUAAAAGAAGAUUUGAAAAGAUGAUCCCAGAACAACCAGUGUGGCCUCUAGGAGAACUCAUGUCACUGGAUGAAUGGGAGUUACCACGUGAAAAAGUAGUAAUCAACCGUACCAUUGGUGAAGGAGCAUUUGGCACUGUCUAUGGUGGGGAGUGUCAGUUUGGAGAAGACACACCUUGGGUAGCUGUUGCUGUAAAGACCCUGAAAGUAGGAUCUACUGUGGAAGAAAAACUCGAUUUCCUUGGGGAAGCAGAAAUGAUGAAAAGAUUUAACCACAAAAAUAUUGUUCAGCUUCUUGGCCUGUGUACUCACCAAGAACCAAUAUAUAUGGUUAUGGAAUUCAUGCUAUAUGGUGACCUGAAGAUUUAUCUCCUAGCUCGUCGUCACUUAGUGUCAGAUAAAACUGUCCAGACUGAAGAGGAUGAAGUUAGUAGUAAACGUCUUACCUCAAUGGCCCUAGAUGUGUGUCGGGCAUUGGCAUACCUCACUGAACAUAGAUAUGUGCACAGAGAUGUGGCUUGCCGGAACUGCUUAGUAAGUGCUGAGAGAGUGGUCAAGCUGUCAGAUUUUGGGAUGACUCGACCUAUGUAUGAAAGUGAAUAUUACCGCUUCAAUAGGAAAGCCAUGAUGCCUGUGCGAUGGAUGAGUCCUGAGGCAUUGGAAGAUGGUCUCUUUACAAGUAUGAGUGACAUGUGGUCUUAUGGAGUUUUACUUUAUGAAGUUAUAACAUUUGGCAGCUUCCCCUUUCAGGUAAGUGGGAUGAGUAAUAAUGAAGUUGUGGAGCACGUACGGAGAGGGAACACGGUCACCUUACCUGAUGGGGUCAAACCUCAAUUGGAACGUCUUUUACGCAGUUGUUGGAGUAAGAUUCCUACGGAAAGGCCAACUUUCAAUGAAAUGAUGGAACAUCUGACCAUGUGGCCUCGCCUUAUUACACCUUGUUUGGAGGUCCCAUCAGCUGCUGUUCAAAUGAAUGAUACAGAUUCUCUGGAACUUGUGAUACUGCCAACUGAACAGAAUAUUCGAAGGGCCUCGGCACCAAAUACACGAUUGCCUACCACUCGAAUACGUAAUCCAUCAGGAAAUGAUACCCUCCCAAACUGCAGUGCAGUGCAGAUGAACAAUUUGUCUCAACCUACAUCUUUUUUAACUAAUACAUUUGGUCAAUCUACUCCCAGUUCAUUAAAUCCUCCUACCUCCUUUAACUCUCCCAGCUGGAAUCGUGCCAUCCAUGAAAAUGGUGAGGGUCCCUCCGUAGAGCCUCUAUUACCACAAAAUGGCGAUGGAUACAUUUCUUCCUAUGUUCGUUUGCAGAAUCCAAAAGCUGGAGAAGAUACAAUCAGAAAUUUUGAUUUUCCUUCAAAUAUGACUGCUGUUUAGAAUAUGCUGGAAAUUAUGCUUAGAAUAAAAACAGUGACAGAGGUGUCUGUAAUCUAAUGUAUAAUCAAAUGAAUUUUAAUAAUUUAUGAAACUGGCUAUGAUUAUAAAGUUGGAUUACAGAACUGACAGUUUCUUUCUGAUAGUUGUGAGAAACAUACAGUGCCAGAAUUAUGUGCUAGUCUCAUUAUUUGAAUUUCCACUGGCAUUUGAUGUGAAGAUAAUUAUUAAGUUUAUCAAGUGUUAUAAGUGUUUAUUCAGAAACUAGUAGAAAGUGCAAUUUUCAAGUGUUUAACCUCUACAUGAAACCAUUAUGCAGUAUAUAAUUUUGUUACUUUUGACAUGGGUUUUAAGUGCCAUUUUCUUAUUUCUUUGUGAUAAAAAAUAUAAACAGGUUGAGCCAGGAAUUGUAAGUGCUGUUGAACAGAUCUGAAGUGUCUCUUGUAUGGAGUGAUGAAGGGUGCUACUAUGUGUAUAGAUGACAAUGUUGAAACUCCUACGUUGCAUGUUUGUCUUCAGUAUUUUAUAUUCAUGAGUCAAAUCUUAAUUUUAUUAAUGUGAUUAUAGUAAAACCAGUGUUAUAUGUGACUAGAUAUAACAACGUAUGAAUGACCUUGUCAAUGGUAACAAUUAUCCAUGAUUUCAAUUUGUAAAGUCCUUAGUUCUGGUCAGAUAUCCAGUGUGUCUUUAAAAAUGAAAGAUGAACCUUUAAUCAAUUAUAAAAUGUUCAGUUAGGCUUAAUGGUGAUGAAGUGAAGAGGAUUACUCACUCAAAAUAAAUGGCUGUUCUAAACAGUACUAUUUUUACAUGCUUUUACUAUGAGGUGCCAAAAAAAUGUACAAAUACAUCCAUAUAUAGUAUAUUAGUAACUGUUGCUUGGUACAGAGUAUAUUGAUUUUUUUAUGAAUUAUAGUUCCUGAGAAACUGCCUCAUUAUUAAACAAUGUGUAAUCAUUAUAUGAUUUAUAGAUUCUGUAGACAAACUGUUACUUUGCUCAAAAUUCUUUUUCAAAUUAGUAGCUUUUAAGAGAUUAAGAACAGUCAAACUGUAUAUUGAUUCUUUAAAGAGAGAAAAAGUUUAAAUAUUGUACGUACUGAGAUUAUUGUUGAAAAAAUAUUUAGUGAUAGCACUUGGUUAUCAGAGCCUUAACUUGAGUAAACAAAUGGAACGUAGCAUGUGUGUGUGCUGUAAAUUGUUGUUGCAAGGAUAUUAAUUUUUCUUAGCCCAGUACUGAGGAAAUAUUACUACUAAACACUAAAACAUAUGUGAGGCUCAGUACUGUAUAUGGACACAAACUUUUACAAUAUUUAAAAUGUAUUUAUAUGGUAAACAUUUUAAAAUUAAAAAUUAAACCCUUUUUUUUUUAAAUAUUUAUUGCCCACUGCUGUCAUUAGACCAUUUUCCUAUUGAGAUUUACUCAGGAUAUGGCUCUUAUAUUUUUAAGUUAUAUAUUUCCAGAAAAAUAUUUGAAUUUAUUUGCUCACAGGUAUGGUUGUGAUUGAGUGAAUGGUAAUUGUGAGGUGUAAGGAAUUAUCAUUAGUCAUUGAAUACUGUUAGUUUAUGUACUUUAAAUCAUUUGUUUUACUGUAUGAGAUUUCAUCUGAAUUUUCAUGGUAAAUUAUUAAUUCCACUAAAAAAUCAACUCAAUUUACAAGUCUUUCAUUGGAUUGUCAGUUCUCCUAUAAUCACAGUAAGCAUACUUUACAUUUUAAAAUCAUAUAUUUUUUUAAUAUAGUAUUAUUGACUUAACUUGUAAUACAUAUACUGUACAUUUUAUUCAUCAAAAUCACAUCCUAUAUUUUGAAAAUCUAUUAUGCGAAUUAUUACACUUUAAAUCCUAUGGUUAUCAAUCAAAAUCAUGUUACUUCUCAAAUAUAAAGUUAAAAUGCUUGUAGUAAUUUCCAAAACUGUAAUGUACAAAUUGUUGAAUUACCCAUCAAAUUCUAAAGCAUUUUGUAGAUUAUGUAAUUUCCUUGAGUGUCAGCAUCUAAAGAUGUUUGGCAACUUCAUUUUAAGCUACAUGAUUACAAAACUUGUCUUACUUAACAAGUGAAGCAUCUCCCAAAUUAUUUAAAAAGCCUGUAGGCUAGACAACAGUAAUGCAAAUUUAUGAAGAUGAGUUGAGUCAUUAUGGAAAGUAUAUUGAUCCAAGAGACAUUCUAUGCUGUGCUUGUAGCAAGGACAAUCUCUCUAUACUCAGUCAAGAAGUGAUACCUGAAGAAAUAUAUUGUAAAGGAUAAUCCUGUAAAUAAAAAAAAAUCAGUAAAACUAGAAUAACCAAUCUAAUUAUAAUAAAGCAAGAAGUGUCAUACAGUUUGUAAACAAUCCUUAUACUUAUUUUCAUCCUAAAAGCAUUGUAAAUGGAUUAUAUCAGUAAUCUUAAAAGUAUUGUAAAUGGA
Molecule: messenger RNA, 7195 nt
Organism: Macrobrachium nipponense
Lineage: Eukaryota; Metazoa; Arthropoda; Malacostraca; Decapoda; Palaemonidae
Exons: 23
Coding region: 534-4799 (1421 amino acids)
Biological process (GO): positive regulation of kinase activity; protein phosphorylation; cell surface receptor protein tyrosine kinase signaling pathway
Cellular component (GO): signaling receptor complex; plasma membrane
Molecular function (GO): ATP binding; transmembrane receptor protein tyrosine kinase activity
Source: RefSeq, a predicted model, not a curated record